AAUGGCAAACAACGAAACGUACGGUCAGCAAAAAUCAAGAAUUUUCAGAGCGAAACCGUACGUAUAAAACUCGAGCGUUCGAACACUUUGGUUGAUCAUCGGUCGUAACUCGCAGAGAAAAUGAGUAAAAUUACAAUUUUGCUUAUUUUACUAGUGGCUGCUCACGCGAAAGAGCGACCCAAACGACAAGAUUUGUCCUGCUAUGGCAGGGCCCACCACAAUGCCACCCUUGCGGCCUACUAUCCGGACUUUGACAGCGAAUUCGAAUCGGACUACCUCGACGCAAAAGGCAAAAAGCUACGUACGCUGCAAGAUUUUAUUGACGGACGAGCAGAGUUCGUCACGGUGGCCAUGGACAAUGUUCCAAAAUUAAAGUACGGAGAAAAAGUGUGUGUUCCAGAACUCAAUGAACACUUUGGAAGAGUCAUUAAUUUGCAAAUAAGAGAUUACAACAUGGAUUUGCAGGGUAAAGGUUACACGAGAUUGGAUAUAUGUGUGAGGACCGAGGCUGACAGCUACGAUUAUGCAGUUAAUCGUCCCAUAACGAUGUACACUACAUAUUAA
Messenger RNA from Copidosoma floridanum, 564 nucleotides. RefSeq lists its product as uncharacterized. The record is from RefSeq and is a predicted model, not a curated record. NCBI's taxonomy places the organism in Eukaryota, Metazoa, Arthropoda, Insecta, Hymenoptera, Encyrtidae.